Molecule: messenger RNA, 1399 nt
Organism: Ailuropoda melanoleuca (giant panda)
Lineage: Eukaryota; Metazoa; Chordata; Mammalia; Carnivora; Ursidae
Gene: LRRC46
Product: leucine rich repeat containing 46
Exons: 8
Coding region: 295-1263 (322 amino acids)
Molecular function (GO): protein binding
Source: RefSeq, a predicted model, not a curated record
AGUCUCCUAGCAACGACGCUUAGAAUCUUGGACACAGCUCUUUUCUUUCGAUCCACACCGGCCACUCUCUACCCGCAAUCCCCCAGUUUUUCUAGCCCCUUUGCACCCCUCAAACUCCAGAGCCCCCGCCUCGAUUUCCUUUUGUCUUCCACCCCACCUCAUUAAUUGGCUCUGAAUCAACCACUCUCCCUUGUCCCUCAAGUCUCUUGGGUUCCGCCUUCCCCGGGGCUGUCCAAGUCGGUCUGCUUUUUUCCCUUCGUUCUAAUCCCAUGCCAGUCCAGUAGCCUUUAAAUCAUGCCCGGAGCUAAGCUUGCCCAGAGUCCAGAGGAAGGGGGCGUGUGCAUUACUGAAGCCCUUAUCACUAAGCGAAACUUGGCUUUCCCUGAGGAUGAGGAUCUGUCAGAGAAGAUGUUUCACACUCUGGCUGAACUACAGACUGUCCGCCUGGACCGGGAGGGAAUUACCACCAUCGGGAACCUUGAGGGCCUCCAGAACCUUCACAGCCUUUAUCUGCAAGCGAAUAAGAUCCAGCGAAUUGAGAACCUGGCCUGCAUCCCCUCCUUGCGCUUCCUGUCUCUGGCAGGAAACCAAAUCAAGCAGGUGGAAAACCUCCGUGACCUCCCACAUCUCCAGUUUCUGGACCUUUCUGAGAACCUGAUAGAAACACUGAAGCUGGAUGAGUUCCCCCAGAGCCUUCUCAUCCUCAACCUGACUGGGAACAGCUGCACCAGCCAGGAUGGCUACAGGGAGCUGGUGACAGAAGCCCUGCCCCUGCUCCUGGACCUGGACAAGCAGCCUGUGGCAGAGCGCUGGACCUCGGAUGAGGAUGAGGAAGCCUCGGGCAAUGAGGAGGAGGAGUUCCCGGAGCUGAGUGGCCCAUUCUGCACAGAGCGAGGCUUCCUCCAGGAGCUGGAGCAGGAGAUGGGCAGACACAAGGAGCGCAGACAGCAGGCAGCCCUGACUGAGCACCUUCUGAGGAUGGAGACAAAGCCCACCCUCACUGACCUCCCCCUGCGGCCUGGGGGGCCCGUGGCUAAGGACAGCAGUCCCUCUGUCAGUCCCAGGCAAGGGAAGGAGACGCCCCCCAAGCCCGCCUCCUUGCCACAAGCCACCUCUACCACCAAGAAACCCUGCCCUCUGGUUUCCAGCCAGCAAAGCACUGUCCAGGCAAAGAAGGGGACCAGAGCAGCCACAGCCCCCAAGGCCUCUGUGGCCGGGGCCGCCAGCACAGCCAAAACUGUGACCGAAAGAAUCAAGAAGUGAAGUGCACCCCGUCCCUGCCAGCAAUACCCCAGGAACAGGAACGGGGAAGAACGGGGCAUGGGGUGGGCCUCCCCUCCUUCUCAGACCCCUCACCUGUUGUAGGAGCCCACCCCAGUAAAAUGUCUCCCGGCCCUGA